This is a messenger RNA of Trichomycterus rosablanca, 1393 nucleotides long. It is a transcript of the gene psmc5, whose product is annotated as proteasome 26S subunit, ATPase 5. Gene Ontology annotation, biological process: proteasome-mediated ubiquitin-dependent protein catabolic process. The record is from RefSeq and is a predicted model, not a curated record. The transcript is spliced from 13 exons. NCBI's taxonomy places the organism in Eukaryota, Metazoa, Chordata, Actinopteri, Siluriformes, Trichomycteridae. Gene Ontology annotation, cellular component: proteasome regulatory particle, base subcomplex. Bases 63 to 1283 code for a protein of 406 amino acids. Gene Ontology annotation, molecular function: proteasome-activating activity; ATP hydrolysis activity; ATP binding.
GGGCAGCACCGACACCAACCGGAAGCCUCUAAUAACUCAGCAGAAGUGCUGAACCCUCCAACAUGGCGCUAGACGGAAUAGAUCAUAUGGAGUUGGAGGACAGUAAAGGCGGCUCCGGCCUCAGACAGUAUUACCUCUCCAAAAUCGAGGAGUUACAGCUGACAGUAAACGAGAAGAGCCAAAACCUCCGGCGUCUGCAGGCCCAAAGGAAUGAGCUUAAUGCUAAAGUGCGUCUCCUUCGUGAGGAGCUGCAGCUGCUGCAGGAACAGGGUUCUUACGUGGGUGAGGUGGUCAGAGCCAUGGACAAGAAGAAAGUGCUGGUGAAGGUUCAUCCUGAGGGGAAGUUUGUGGUGGACGUGGACAAGAACAUUGACAUCAAUGAUGUGACCCCAAACUGCAGAGUAGCGCUCAGGAACGACAGCUACACCCUGCACAAGAUCCUUCCCAACAAAGUGGACCCACUGGUGUCGCUCAUGAUGGUGGAGAAGGUUCCUGACUCCACCUACGAGAUGAUCGGCGGCCUGGACAAGCAGAUCAAAGAGAUUAAGGAGGUGAUCGAGCUGCCCGUUAAGCACCCCGAGCUCUUCGAGGCGCUCGGUAUCGCUCAGCCGAAGGGUGUGCUGCUGUACGGACCUCCUGGCACCGGGAAGACCCUGCUGGCCCGAGCCGUGGCUCACCACACCGACUGCACGUUCAUUCGAGUGUCCGGUUCUGAGCUGGUGCAGAAGUUUAUUGGAGAGGGAGCUCGGAUGGUGCGCGAGCUGUUCGUCAUGGCUCGUGAACACGCCCCCUCCAUCAUCUUCAUGGACGAGAUCGACUCCAUCGGUUCCUCGCGUCUGGAGGGAGGAUCCGGGGGAGACAGCGAGGUUCAGCGCACCAUGCUGGAGCUCCUCAACCAGCUGGAUGGUUUCGAGGCCACCAAGAACAUCAAGGUCAUCAUGGCCACCAACCGUAUCGACAUCCUGGACUCGGCUCUGCUCCGACCCGGCCGCAUCGACCGCAAGAUCGAGUUCCCCCCUCCCAACGAGGAGGCCCGUCUGGACAUCCUGAAGAUCCACUCGCGCAAAAUGAACCUGACCAGGGGGAUUAACCUGCGCAAGAUUGCUGAGCUCAUGCCGGGGGCAUCAGGCGCCGAGGUGAAGGGUGUUUGUACAGAAGCUGGCAUGUACGCCCUGCGAGAGAGGAGGGUCCACGUCACCCAGGAGGACUUUGAGAUGGCGGUUGCGAAGGUGAUGCAGAAGGACAGUGAGAAGAACAUGUCCAUCAAGAAGCUCUGGAAGUAAAAUCUUUCAUCUGCGCCGUCUCGGAACCGACCCUGUAUUUUGUUUUUCUUUCUUCAACUUCACUGAUGUUCUCUAAAUUUAUUUUAAAUAAAUUGUGUCUCUGGCUUGGA